Molecule: messenger RNA, 2197 nt
Organism: Aphidius gifuensis
Lineage: Eukaryota; Metazoa; Arthropoda; Insecta; Hymenoptera; Braconidae
Exons: 7
Coding region: 234-1427 (397 amino acids)
Source: RefSeq, a predicted model, not a curated record
GAAAAUAAUCAAGUUAAAUGAUAAGAAUUUAUUAUGAUGGAAAUGAAAAAACCAAGGUGACUGAAUGUGCGCAGAAAGUUGAAACAUUUUUUGUGUUAUUUAUUUGAGUUUUGUUGUUUUUUUUUUUUUUUUUGAAUAUGAUUAUUAUAUAGGUCAUUUUUAAAUUUAACAUUUAAUUAUUUAUAAAUAAAAUAUUGUCAAGUAUAUUUGGAGAUUAUUUGAAUAAUAUUAAAAUGGACUCGGUGGCGGUGACAGUGCCACUUCGUCCUCCGACGAAAAAAAUGAAAAAACGUAAAGAAUUAGAUGCAUUAGCACCUUCACAUGUAAUCUCCAGAAGAACAUCUGGCAAAAGAAGUUCACAGGAGUUAUUGACUGACAGCAGUGAUGAACGUUCGGAAUAUUGGAAUGUAUCAAUACGUGGUAAUCGUAAAGCUCGAGCUAGACGAGGACGUUCAUGUCCAGGUUUAUUUCGUGCAUGUAAUGCAUUUUUUGGAUGUGCAUCUGUAUUAGCAACAGCAAGUCUUAUUUGGCUGUUUAUUGAUGUACGUCAACAAUUAACAUCACUCAGAGUUGAAGUGGACCAAGUUAUAGCAGGUAGCGAUGGUGUUCAGGACACUCUUCAAAAGUGUCAUUCACUCUCCAAAGAGCUUCAAAACAAUCAGACAUUUUUAUACACCCAAUUGGCAGAUGUCAAAUUACAAAUUGCCAAUUUUACAACACAGUUGUCAAGCCUACAGCCAGAACUUCAUCAAGUUCAAGAACUUUUAAAUCGUGCACCAGAAUUAACAAAUGUUCCAAAAGAUUUAAAUAAUAUAUUAAAUAGUGUUGCAACAUUUGGAAGUAAAAUUGAAGAUUUAAAAAGUACUGCUGAUGGUUUAAAAAUUGUUGAUCAAAAAUUACAAGAUGCUCAAAAUAUUAUUCAAAAUAAUAUAACAGAAAUUAAGACUUCAUUGACUGAACUGUCACAUAUUACACGUGGACCAGAAUUAUUAACAAAUGCAUCAAAAAUAAAAACAGAUGAAUUAAGUCAAGCAAUAUCAAAGUUACAAAUUGAUUUAACAAAUAUCACUGAAACAUUGACGAAAAAAUUAACAUGGCUUCAAAAUGAUCGUGAAAAUGACAAGAAAAAAUUGGACAGUAUGAUGGAUAAUAAUUUAAACGUGACAGUGACACUUGAAUCACUUCGUGGACAAUGUGCCAAAAUAUCAGAACAUGAAAAAUUAUUAAACGCAACAAUAAUGACUGUCAAUGAUCAGGUAAAAAAUAUUCAUACACUUGAUCUCAAUGCUAGAAUAAACAAGAUGGAACAAAAUUAUAGUCACUUGAAAAAUACGACAGAUGUGAUAUUAAAUUCAAUAAAUGAUAUAAAUAAUAAUUCAAAAGUCAGUGGACAAGGUCAAACAACUAGAAACACAACACAAAGUUGAAUAUAAAAAAUAUAUUAAUUUAAAAAUAAUGAUAAAUAAGAGAAAAAAUUAAAAAAAAAAAAGUUUAAAUAAUUUAAAAAUACAGAAAUAAUAAGAUAUGUAUAAUAGACACAUGAAAAAUGUGUAUUUGUAUAUAAACCAUAAUUUAAAUUAUUUGUUUGUUGUUUAAAUUAACAAAAUAAAAUUAAACAAAAAACAAAAUUUUUUAAUUUUAAAAAAUUACUUAUAAAUAUUGUUCAUUUUUUCAUAUAAAUUAAAUUUUUUUUUUUUUUCUUUUUUCUCUUUUUCAUUGAUUUAAAAAAAAAGAGUAUGUUAUAAUUUAUUUUUUUUUUCUUUUAAAUUACACUUGUUUCUAAAAACUAUUAAAUUAACGUUCUAAUAAUCAAAUUAAUUUAACAACAUAAAUUUUCUUAUUUUCCUUUAUAAAUACAUAAUUUAUAAAUCAAUUUAAAUAAUCAUCUGUCGAGUUAUUUUCGAGGACAAAAUGAGUAAAUUAAUAAAUCAAGAAUAAACUGGACAUUGACAUUGAACAUAUCAAGUUCAAGAUAAGUAAAAAAACACUAAAAAAAAAUCAAAAAAUACAUCUACAAUAUCAUGACAAUAAAAAUAAUAAUAACACUCAAUUGAAAAUACAACAAAAUUUAAAAUUAUAAUUUUUUUAAUGAUUUCCAUUGAGAUAGGGCUUGUCCGGUAUGCAAAAUAAUAACAACAAUAUUAUGAAAAGUGGGAGGAAAGUGUAUACAAGGAAAUGAACAAAGGAAAGAAAAAAA